Nakaseomyces glabratus is the source of this 3291-nucleotide messenger RNA. RefSeq names its product transport protein particle complex II subunit TRS130 (gene TRS130). Lineage: Eukaryota; Fungi; Ascomycota; Saccharomycetes; Saccharomycetales; Saccharomycetaceae. Gene Ontology annotation, biological process: intra-Golgi vesicle-mediated transport; early endosome to Golgi transport. Gene Ontology annotation, cellular component: TRAPPII protein complex. The record is from RefSeq and is a predicted model, not a curated record.
AUGUCUGUGGAAUCGGUAGAGAUGGAGCAUUGGCCCGUUUGUUUAAGUUAUUUUGAUCCAUUUGAUGUUUUUGGUGCGGUGCAGAGCGAGUUUUCUAGUAUAUUUCCCCUGGAUGUAGUACGAUGGAAGACAAAUGAUGGAUCUGUUCGAACAAUAGAAAACUUGCCAGUGAAAUUGACUGUUGAGGAUGAUCAGCAACAGAGUAAUAUCAAGUUUGAAGAACCUUAUAUUAGAUUGAUUGUUGUGACGUGCAUCUCAGUUGAUGAGUAUAGAACAAAAGUACGGCCUCUACUUCACCAAUGGCUGCCGACCGUUCACGAUAGCAGUGGCCCUUUUACUAUGCCACUAAUUCUUCUCUAUGCUAAUUCAGAAGUCACAGAUACUAGCAUAUUCAAAACAAUGUCUGUAAUGGAUAAGCUGAACAAAGAUUUUCCGGACGUUCAAGCUCUGGAAUUAAAAUCAGUAUACAAAUCUCCUGCUGAAAAGACAGAAUUUUGGUUAAAGCUGAGUAAUAAAUUGAAAGCAUUUCUAAUCGAGGUUUUUCAACAUAGGAUACGUAUUUUAGAAUCGAAACUAACAAGACAGUUCACUGAAAAUGAAGAACUGGAAAUACGGGAACAAUUAUUCAAAAUAUAUGCCGAGUUUAGGAGGACCGAGGAUGCAAAAGGACAAUUGUCUAUGAUUAAGAACCUAAUGGAUAAAAGAAUAAAAAAUGUAGAAACUGGGAAAUUAGAAGUUCCCUUUGAAAUGUCUCUUUCCGGAAAAGAAUCUACAAAACAGUUACUGUCCGCUAAAAACCUAACUAAAUUCACUUUAUAUCGAUCAAAUUUCUUAAGAGAGCUCAUGCUAUUGCAAUUGUAUGAUGAUGAUAUAUCCAAAUACACACAGAUAUAUGAGCUAACAAAAGAUUUUAUUCGUAAAAUUGAAAAGGAAUUUGCAGCUGAUACAAGGCUCCUUGAAUUCAAAUUUGACUUCUGUAAAAAAAUGCUGGAUACAAUUCCAUCGACAUCCAGAUCAGAAUGGCUUCCUACUAUAAAUGAGAUUAAGGCUGAUAUCUAUUUGAUUAAAAGAGAUGCAUGGAUUCAUGGGUUAAUGAUUAAUCAUGGCUAUCAGUUACUACAAAAGAACUACUCGAAUAAGACUCUGUAUAGCUUUGGUCUUGACAAAGAGGCCGCAGAGAGUGAAGAUGCUUUUCAAAAAUCAUUUGCCCUUCAAACUAAAGAACUAUUGGCAUUGUAUAGUCAAUGUAAUGGAAAGAGACAACGGAUGGCUGAUAUUUUAUCGUUAGAGGUCGGAUUAUUGCAUUAUCAAAGAAAAGAGUAUACCAAAGCUGUUCAGUUACUAAUGUCGUGUAAUGAAUAUUAUACAGAGUCAAAAUGGACUGUUAUCGGCGUCAAUAUUUUAGAAAUAUUUGUUGAUUCGUUAACUAACUGUGUUGGCAUUGAGACAAUUGAUUUUGAUGGUGAGAGCGUGCCUGUUUCAACUAUACUAAGGAAUUCUUAUUUAAACCUUAUUAAAUAUUAUAACAGUACCAGUGAGAAAAAGAUAUUUUGGAACAAAUUUUUGGAAUUAAAGAACGAUGACAUGACUGAGCUAGUGUAUCCAAGUGAGGAUUUAAUUGACUUCUCUGUGGAUGGAAAUGUUUUUCUGCAUGCUCCUAACGUGUACGGGAUUAAUGUAGAAAUUAAAGGGAACGGAUUUCCUGAUGUAAUUGAUGUUACACAAUUUAAGAUUACAAUGAAAAAUUCCAAUAAUGAGUUCAACGAAUUUAUUGAGAGGGAUUUCCUGUUAGAAAUGGAGUCCAAAAGUUAUUGUUUGAAAUCAAAAAACAUAACAUUUGGCGAAUUUGGUAUUGAAUCGAUUGAACUAUGUAUUGGGUCAACAACAAUAAUAAAGGCAUUUGAAGACACAACAAACAAAGUUAUUAUCGAACCAUUGUUUCACGAAAACAAUGUGUGGUUUGAGAUAAGAGAAAGUAAUGAAUUAAAACUAGGGAAAUACGAGCUUGAAAUAGCUGACUUUAAUUUUGGCCAUACUAAUGACUUGGAACUAUACUUGGAGGUCGGAAAGUCUGAGGUAACUCAAAUUAAUCCCGUAAGCUUUGAUUCAGAAAUUGAUCAAGCAACAAUCACUUUAGAUAAGGAAUCUCUUUCCGAAAGUAAAAAGAUCAAAUACUUUUUUAAUGAACAGCAGGAGCAGUUUACGCUAUUUGCCAAAUUGACUUAUUCGUUGCAGAAAAACCCAGAUGUCAUUUAUUCUAUAUCAAGAGUUAUCCAUAUUGACCACUAUUUGCCGUUAUCAGUAUCAGUGGAAGACAUUUUCAAAAAAGACAAAUUUUUUUUUAAAUUUCUUCUUAAUUCAUCUGUUAAGGAAGAACCGGUGUUGAUAUUCGGUUCAGAAUUACAGUGUUUUGAGCUGGAACAUUCAUAUGAAUUAUCUGGCCCUUUUAUUCCUGACUCACCUUUGACCAUCACAGGUACAGGAGGUGAAAGCUGCAUAAAUUGUUUCCAAAUUAGUACAAAACAAACUUUUAACAACAGCGAUAUUUUUCAUUUGAUGAUUAAAUAUUGUACUUUGAGGGACUUUUUGAAAUCUUAUGUAACAGACGCUGUCUUAUUGGAGGGAGAUGUAGAAUUCUUCCAAAAAUACGAGACUUGGAAGUUGUAUUGGCUGUCGAAUAUUUUGUCAGAACUUGAAUUUGAUUACAAUUUAUACGAAAAGAAUAUGAUACUGAAGCUGAAUGGCCAGAGUUUGGAUAUAUUUAAAGUUGGUGUACGGUUGAAAUACAUGAAAGUUGACCCAGUUGUGAGAAGCAAAUUUUUGUCCUGUUUGAAAAGGUUAUCAGAAGGAAUUGACCUAACCGAGAUGGAAAUUAACGAAUACAUGAAAGUCUUUAAUGUGAAAACUUUAACAGUUCCGGUACAACUCCCAGAGCUUGAAAGAUUUUAUGAAGUAUCAUUUGCAAGGCAGGAUUGUAAAAGACACCAAACUCCAAAUAAGGUAGGUGAACCUUUGGCUUUUCAUAUUAAGAUAAAAAAUUCCAGUGACAAAUGGGGAAUUCAGCGUCACGAUAAGUUAGCAUACACCUUUGAAAUAAUAAAUAACAAUGACUGGCUGGUACAUGGCAGAAAAAGGAUGAUUUUAAAGGAUGAUUUUGAAGAGAUGGAUAUUGAUCUUAUCCCACUCCGGAAAGGUUAUUUAACAUUGCCGCAGAUAGAAAUAACAAGCUCGGUGGGUAAUCCUGUGAGGGUAGACAAUAGUAAUACAUAUGAUAUAGUUUUAGUAUUUUAA